AUGGGGGACAGCAGCUCUGACCAGAGGUGGGGGUUCCUGCAGGACUAUGUGCUGAAGGCUCUGAAGCUGAAAGCUGAGCGCUGGCAAAAAUGCACCGGCACCGAGGAGCACCGGCUUGUGAUCCAGGAGUUUGUGGAGAACAGCGAGCAGACGGUGCUGGUGCUGUCCCUGAACCCAGCAGGGCACCUGGUUCCCAGUCUACAUUUUCCAAACCUCAGCAAAAACAAAGCUGUUUUCUUCGUCAAAAGACACAAAGAGAAACUGACGGCAGACUCCAUGAGGACCAACCUGCUGUUCGGAGACCUGGCUUACUGUCCCCUUGACCAGUUUGCAGCCCUGGUAGACGAGGUGGUCAUGCCAGUUUUAACCAACAGCAGGAAUCAUAACAGCUGGCCCCAAGUUGUCUCUGAAGAUGUCGUGCGGCAUGUGCACAGCCUGAAGAGCAAUGUCUUUGUCGUCGUGGGUCAAGUGAAAGGCAAGACUCUCCUGCCUUUACCCGUGGGAGCAGGGAGAGCUGCAGCUUUGUUUGAAUUGGGAAAAAAUGGGGAUGUCCAAGACAAAGGCAUUGUACAUUCUAUUGAAUCUGUUAUUAUUGCGUGGAGCCACCAGAUCAAUGAGGUGCUAAAGAAAGACUCUUCUGAACCUCUGCUCAAAGGCUGUAAUCCCAACCCAAAUGUGGAGCUGGAGUUCUGGAAAAACAGGUGCACCAACCUGGCAUGUAUUUACGAUCAACUGAAGUCUAGGAAGGUGCAAUUGAUGGUGGAGUUACUGGAGAGGAUGGAGAGCAGCUAUUUCCCAGUGUUCAAAACCAUGUUCAGUGACGUCAUUGCAGCUCUGACUGAGGCGAGGGAUAUUAAUCUACACUUGAAGCCACUCCAGCGCCAUUUCGAGGAUAUUGAGAGUGUGGAGUUCAAUGAGGUGAAGCCCCUGAUUAGCUGCCUCAUGCACUUGAUAUGUCUAAUCUGGGCUAGAUCUAAAUACUACAACACUCCAGCACGUAUCAUUGUCCUCCUACAGGAGAGCUGCAACCUCCUCAUUCAACAGUCUCGCACUUAUCUCAAUCCAGAAGACAUUUUGAAAGGUGAAGUGGAGGAAAGCUUGAGCAAAGUACAGGAGGCUAUCGAGAUCCUGUGUCUGUUCAAGCAAAUGUAUGAGGAAAAGCGAGGAAAUCUGCAGAUGUACUACAAGGAAGAUGAAAACGUGAAAGAGUGGGACUUUAACUCUCUCCUGAUCUUCACCCGAAUGAAUUCCUUCCUUGACAGACUUCAGCAGAUUGAGGACUUCUUGGUGACAGCACAAGAUAUAUUUAAACUGGAAAAGCUUGAAUUCGGAGGGAUUCGUGGCAAGAUUCUGAGCCAGCAGGUGGCAAGAAUUUAUGAGGAAUUCCAAGAGAUGUAUAAAACUUUUACAGACCAUACUUAUGAUUGUUUGGAUCCUGCUAACCAGGAAUUUGCAAAAGAUUUUUCGGUUUGGAAGCAGAAAGUUGAGGACUUUGACCGCCGCCUGGCGACUAUUUUCGGUCAGGCUUUCGAUGAUGCGCCUGCUUUGGAGCAUGCUUUCAAGCUACUGGAUAUGUUUGGCAGCCUCCUCGAGAGGCCUCUAAUAGCAGCCGACGCAUCUGACAAAUACCCUCGCCUUAUUGUCAUGUACACGAAAGAACUGGAUGAUGUCAAGCACAUUUAUAACAGGCAGAUGGAAAAAGCAGCGGAGUUUGGAUUCCCGCCUACGAACAAGAACAUGCCAGCUGUAGGGGGUGGAUUGCGCUGGGCACUGGAAUUAAGAGAACGGAUUCAGGUGCCAUUUAAUUGCUUCAAGAGUAUCUCACACCCGUGCAUGGACUGUUCUGAAGGCAAACAAAUGAUUCGGAAAUAUGAAGAAAUGAUGGAACUCCUAGAUAUGUAUGAAGCAAAGCUGUAUUUAGAAUGGUCUGCCACAGUUGCUGAAAAGUCUCAAUAUAAUCUCACUCAACCUCUCCUCAAACGAGAUCCAGAGACAAAACUGAUCUCAGUGAACUUUGAUCCUCAGCUGGUCUCAGUCUUACGAGAAGUUAAAUACUUAGAGGCACGUCAUACAGUAAACAUUCCUGACGCUGCUGCUGAAAUCUACGCCAUGAAAGAAUCAUACCGACAAUAUGUAGCCACCUUGGACCUGACGACGAACUGGUACAACAAAGUCCAAACAUCUGUCCUAGGGGUGGAAUUCCCCCUCAUAGAGGACCAGGUGAAACGGAUUGACUCCAAAUUAAAGGAGGCAGAAGAGUCGCUGAACUGGAAGAAUGAAGGGAUCUGGGAUUACAUCCAAGCAGUUCGAGAUAUGGUUCAUGAUUUGGAGAGCCGAGUGCAGAAAACAAAAGACAAUGUCACUGCAAUACGGAAUAUUAUGAAGACGUGGGUGUCUCCCUUGUUUGAGAGGAAGGAAGGGAAAAAGGAUACCCUUCUCAAUCUGGAUGACAAGAAUGAACGACUUGAAAAGCGCUACAGUUUAAUUCAACAAACUGGUGAAAAGAUCCACUCAUUGGUGAAGGAAAAUCUGAGUCUAUUCCAAGCAGAUGAAACUUCAAGUGACUGGAAGGCAUAUGUUGACUACAUUGAUGAAAUGGUCAUUGAUGGUUUCUUCAAUGCUAUUGAAUCCUCUCUGAAUUACUUUACAGAAAAUACUGAUCCUAAUGCAGGAUUUGCGCCAUUGUUUGAAGCCCAGUUAGAUUUGGUCUCGCUAGACUUGGUUUUCCGUCCAUCUCUUGAGAUAGGCACCAGCGACAGCUUCUAUGACAUGGUCGAUGGACUGAUUAAUGAUGUUUUCAAGAUAUCGUCCUUGGUACCCAGGUUGGCAGAACACAACACCUUCCCUCACUAUCAGGCUGAUAUGGAAGACAUGGCUGACCUGGUAGACAUGCGUCAAAACCUGAUGGACAGCAUACAACAAGUCAUGGCAAAAUGCUGCAACUAUCAGAAUUCCUUUGAGCAGUAUGCUUAUCUGUGGGUUGACGACCGCAAGGAGUUUAUGCGUCAAUUCCUUCUCUAUGGACACGUUCUUACUGCUGAAGAAAUUGAGGCUCAUGCAGAAGAUGGUGUGCCAGAAAGUCCCCCAACACUCGAGCAGUAUAAAGAACAAGUCGACUCUUACGAAAAGAUCUAUGAUGAGGUGAAUCAUUUGGAGUCCAUCAACAUAUUUGACAGCUGGAUGCGAAUUGAUGCCAGACCGUUCAAGUCUGCUCUGUUGAAUAUCAUUAAGAAAUGGAGCCUUAUGUUCAAACAACACCUGAUUGACCAUGUAACAAACAGUCUGACUGAUCUCCAAGCAUUUAUCAAGAUAGCGGAAGGAGGUUUACGCCAGAAGGUUGAAGAAGGUGAUUUGAGUGGCCUCAUUCAUGUUAUGGGCCACCUCAUGGCUGUGAAAGAGAGACAGGUUACAACUAAUGAGAUGUUUGAGCCCCUUAAACAGACCAUAGAACUCCUGAAGACCUAUGAACAGGAAUUACCUGAAGAUGUGUACAGGCUCCUGGAGGAACUUCCAGAGAAGUGGAAUAACAUUAAGAAGUUAGCAAUCACAACAAAACAACAGGUGGCACCUCUUCAGGCCAAUGAAGUGACAGUCCUUCGUAAGAAAUGUGCGAGUUUUGACGUGGAACAGCACAAAUUCCGUGAGCGAUUUCGUAAGGAAGCACCAUUCAGGUUCAACAGUAUGCAGCCUUACCAGAUGUUGGAUGUUGUCCAUUGUCACAUCAGCCAAAUGGAAGCAACCAUGCACAGCAUUAUUGAAUCUGCCAGUUUAUUUGAGGUUAACGUGUCAGAUUACAAACAACUAAAACAGUGCAGAAAGGAAGUGUAUCUGCUGAAAGAACUCUGGGAUAUGAUUGUUCUAGUGGAUUCAAGUUUGAAUGACUGGAAGACUACAAAAUGGAGGGAAAUCAAUGUUGAAAACAUGGAAAUGGAAUGUAAAAGAUUUGCUAAAGAUAUCCGUGCUUUGGAUAAGGAGGUAAGGGCAUGGGAUGCUUUCACUGGGCUGGACAACACAGUGAAGAACAUUUUGACUUCAUUACGGGCUGUAGCUGAACUUCAGAACCCAGCUAUUCGGGACAGACAUUGGUAUCAACUAAUGCAGGCUACAAAUGUGACAUUCACAAUGGAUGAUCGCACAACUCUAGCUGAUCUCCUGAAACUGAACCUGCACAACUUUGAAGAUGAGGUCCGUGGAAUUGUUGACAAGGCGGUGAAAGAAAUGGGCAUGGAGAAAGUGCUGAAGGAACUGAACACGACCUGGAGCACCAUGGAAUUUCAAUAUGAAAGCCACUCACGCACUUCUGUUCCAUUACUCAAAUCUGAUGAAGAGCUUAUUGAGACCUUGGAGGACAACCAAGUCCAGCUGCAGAACCUGAUGACUUCCAAGUAUAUAGCCUUUUUUCUGGAGGAGGUGUCUAGCUGGCAGAAGAAGUUGUCUGUAGCUGACUCAGUCAUUUCUGUUUGGUUUGAGGUGCAGCGCACAUGGUCCCACCUUGAAAGCAUCUUCAUUGGAUCUGAAGAUAUUCGAUCACAAUUGCCUGAGGAUUCGAAGCGCUUUGAUGGAAUUGAUGUAGAUUUUAAAGAGCUGGCUUGGGAUGCUCAGCGAACUCCAAAUGUAGUGGAAGCUACUAACAAACCAGGAUUGUGCGAAAAGCUUGAAGACAUCCAGAGCAGACUGGCUCUCUGUGAAAAAGCACUUGCAGAAUAUCUCGACACUAAAAGACUGGCAUUCCCCAGGUUUUAUUUCAUUUCCUCUGCUGAUUUGUUGGAUAUUCUGUCUAAUGGCACAAACCCUCAUCUGGUUCAGCGUCACCUGUCCAAAUUAUUUGACAACAUGGCAAGUAUGAAAUUCCAGACUGAGGCAGAUGAUAAGCCAACUAAAAUGGCUUUAGGGAUGUACAGCAAGGAGGACGAGUAUGUGAACUUCAAAGAGUUGUGUGACUGCAGUGGGCAGGUUGAGAUCUGGUUGAAUCGGGUGCUGGAUUCCAUGCGAGAGACAGUUAGGCAUGAAAUGACUGAAGGUGUAGUGGCCUAUGAGGAGAAACAGAGAGAUCAAUGGCUUUUUGAUUACCCAGCUCAGGUAGCACUUAGUUGCACCCAGAUUUGGUGGACUACAGAAGUUGGUAUUUCCUUUGCCAGACUGGAGGAAGGGUAUGAAAAUGCCAUGAAGGAGUACUACAAAAAACAGGUGAACCAGCUGAACACGCUCAUUACCAUGCUCAUUGGCCAACUCUCGAAAGGUGACCGGCAGAAGAUCAUGACCAUCUGCACAAUAGAUGUCCAUGCUCGCGAUGUUGUCGCAAAGAUAAUAGCUCAGAAGGUUGACAACUCACAGGCCUUCGUCUGGCUCUCCCAGCUUCGCCAUCGCUGGGACGAUGAAACAAAACAUUGCUUUGCCAACAUUUGCGAUGCCCAGUUUUUGUAUUCCUAUGAAUAUCUGGGUAACACCCCUCGACUGGUAAUUACACCACUGACAGACAGAUGUUACAUCACUUUGACCCAGUCUCUGCACCUGACAAUGAGUGGAGCUCCAGCUGGGCCCGCAGGAACAGGGAAGACUGAAACCACCAAGGACUUGGGCCGAGCACUGGGAAUCAUGGUCUACGUUUUUAACUGCUCUGAACAGAUGGAUUACAAGUCCUGUGGUAAUAUUUACAAAGGUCUGGCGCAGACUGGUGCCUGGGGCUGCUUUGAUGAGUUCAACAGGAUCUGCGUUGAGGUGCUGUCUGUGGUAGCUGUGCAGGUGAAAUCCAUUCAGGAUGCAAUCCGAGACAAAAAGAAACGCUUUAACUUCAUGGGUGAAGAGAUCAAUCUAACUCUAUCGGUUGGCAUCUUUAUCACAAUGAAUCCUGGUUACGCAGGACGUACAGAACUUCCUGAGAACUUGAAGGCUCUUUUCAGACCCUGUGCUAUGGUGGUGCCAGACUUUGAGCUGAUCUGUGAAAUUAUGCUGGUCGCAGAAGGGUUCAUUGAAGCGAGGUUGUUAGCCAGGAAGUUCAUCACCCUGUAUCAACUUUGUAAAGAACUGCUUUCGAAACAGGAUCACUAUGACUGGGGACUUCGAGCAAUCAAAUCAGUACUGGUUGUAGCUGGCUCACUGAAGAGAGGUGACCCAGGCCGCCCUGAAGACCAAGUCCUGAUGCGUGCUCUUCGAGACUUCAACAUUCCAAAGAUAGUCACCGAUGACAUGCCGAUUUUCAUGGGCCUGAUCAGUGAUCUUUUCCCAGCACUGGAUGUACCCAGGAAGAGAGACCUUCCCUUUGAAAGUCUUGUGAAGCAGUCUAUCCUGGACCUUAAAUUGCAGGCUGAGGACAACUUUAUCUUGAAAGUUGUCCAGUUAGAAGAGAUGCUUGAAGUGAGACACUCUGUCUUUGUUGUGGGCAACGCUGGAACAGGCAAGUCACAGGUCCUGAAGUCCUUAUAUAAGACUUACCAGAAUAUGAAACGCCGACCAGUCUGGGCUGAUCUUAAUCCUAAGGCUGUUACUAAUGAUGAGCUCUUUGGAAUCAUCAACCCAGCAACCAGAGAGUGGAAGGAUGGGCUCUUCUCAUGUAUCAUGCGUGAUCUGGCAAACGUAACUCAUGAUGGUCCCAAAUGGAUUGUGCUCGAUGGUGACAUUGAUCCUAUGUGGAUUGAAUCUCUUAACACUGUCAUGGAUGAUAAUAAGGUUUUGACAUUGGCCAGUAAUGAACGGAUCCCUCUUAAUCCAACCAUGAGACUUCUGUUUGAAAUUAGUCACUUACGAACUGCAACCCCAGCCACUGUUUCGAGAGCAGGGAUCUUGUACAUUAAUCCUGCUGAUCUCGGCUGGAACCCCCCAGUUAGCAGUUGGAUUGACAAACGAGAGGUCCAGUCCGAGAAAGCGAACCUGACUAUCUUAUUUGAGAAAUACCUGCCUUUGUGCCUGGAUACUCUUCGGACAAGAUUUAAGAAGAUCAUCCCAGUCCCAGAGCAGAGUAUGGUUCAGAUGCUUUGCUACUUAUUAGAGUGCUUGUUGACAAAGGAAAACACUCCACCAGACUGCCACAAGGAUCUCUAUGAACUCUAUUUCAUUUUUGCCGCUAUCUGGGCCUUUGGUGGUGCAAUGUUUCAGGACCAGCUUAUUGACUACAGAGUGGAGUUCAGUAAGUGGUGGACAUCAGAGUUCAAGACCGUCAAAUUCCCAUCGCAUGGCACCGUUUUUGAUUAUUACAUUGACUCAGAGACAAAGAAAUUUGAGCCCUGGUCCAAGCUGAUUCCAAAAUUCAAUCUUGAUCCUGACAUUCCUUUGCAGGCGUGUUUGGUGCACACCAUAGAGACGAUUCGUAUCCGUUACUUCAUGGAGAAGCUGUUGGAUAGACGCCGACCUGUCAUGCUUGUGGGCAAUGCUGGGACAGGGAAAUCCGUGCUGGUGGGUGAGAAACUUGGAUCGCUGGAUCCUGAUGAGCACAUGGUGAAGAAUGUACCAUUUAAUUACUACACUACCUCUGCCAUGCUACAAGCCAUACUGGAAAAGCCCCUUGAGAAGAAAGCGGGCAGAAAUUACGGGCCACCAGGCACGAAAAGAUUGAUAUACUUUAUUGAUGACAUGAACAUGCCUGAAGUCGACACUUAUGGCACUGUUCAGCCGCAUACACUUAUCAGGCAACAUUUGGAUUAUAAUCACUGGUAUGAUCGAAACAAACUUUCACUGAAAGAGAUCCACAAUGUGCAAUAUGUGUCCUGUAUGAAUCCCACGGCCGGCAGCUUCACCAUUAACCCUCGCCUGCAGCGCCACUUCUGUGUGUUUGCUCUGUCGUUUCCUGGCGUGGAUGCUCUUGCAACAAUCUACAGUACCAUUCUGUCCCAGCAUCUCAAGCUCGGUAACUUUGCUGGGCCACUGCAGAAAUCUACACAGCAGCUAAUCAACCUUGCCCUAGCACUGCAUCAGAAAGUGGCUUCUACCUUUCUGCCAACGGCCAUUAAAUUCCAUUACAUCUUCAACCUGCGGGAUCUGUCGAACAUCUUUCAGGGCAUUCUUUUCAGUACAACUGACUGUUUGAAAACUCCUCAAGACCUGGUCAAGCUAUAUCAGCAUGAAUCUAAUCGUGUCUACAGGGAUAAGAUGGUAGAAGAGAGAGACUUCAGCAUCUUUGAUAAAAUCCAGACUGAAUUAGUGAACAAGUUGUUUGAUGACAUGCAGGAGACAUUGGAACAGACUAAGAUUAUGAACAUGUAUUGUCACUUUGCCUGUGGGAUUGGAGAACCAAAGUACAUGCCUGUCCAGGACUGGGAGUCUCUAAACAAAAUCCUGAUGGAAGCUCUGGACAGUUAUAACGAACUGAAUGCUGCCAUGAGCUUAGUUCUUUUUGAGGAUGCCAUGAGCCAUAUUUGCCGGAUUAACCGGAUCUUGGAGUCUCCGAGAGGAAAUGCCUUGCUUGUUGGCGUUGGUGGGAGUGGGAAACAGAGUCUGACAAGGCUUGCAGCUUACAUCAGUUCCUUAGAGGUCUUCCAGAUCACUUUAAGAAAAGGCUACAACAUUCCUGACCUGAAGACUGACCUUGGUAGCCUGUACUUAAAUGCUGGAGUCAAGAAUUUGGGCACUGUAUUCCUAAUGACGGAUGCUCAAGUGGCUGAUGAAAAGUUUUUAGUUCUCGUGAAUGACCUACUUGCAUCAGGUGAAAUUCCUGACUUGUUACCUGAUGAAGAGGUGGAAAAUAUUAUUAACAAUGUACGGAAUGAAGUCAAAGGAUUGGGAUUGAUAGACACCAGGGAAAAUUGCUGGAAAUUCUUCAUAGAUCGUGUCAGGAGGCAACUAAAGGUCGCUUUGUGUUUCUCACCUGUCGGUAACAAGCUGCGUAUCCGUGGUCGGAAGUUCCCUGCUGUCGUGAACUGCACUGCAAUAGAUUGGUUCCAUGAAUGGCCCCGAGAGGCUUUGGAGUCUGUCAGCCUGCGUUUCUUACAAGAGACUGACAAUGUCGAUCCUGCAAUAAAAGAUUCUGUCAGCAAGUUUAUGGCAUAUGUCCACAUUACUGUCAAUGAGAUAUCCAAGUCCUACUUAGCAAAUGAGCGGCGUUACAAUUAUACUACACCCAAGUCCUUCCUUGAACAGAUCAAGCUAUAUCAGAAUUUGCUGGCUAAGAAGAGCAAAGAACUUACAGCCAAGAUGGAGCGUUUGGAGAAUGGACUGGAGAAGCUGAACAGUACAUCAGCACAGGUUGAUGAUCUGAAAGCUAAACUGGCUGCGCAGGAAGUUGAGCUGAAGCAGAAAAAUGAAGAUGCUGACAAGCUGAUUCAAGUAGUGGGAGUCGAAACCGAGAAGGUGAGCAAAGAAAAAGCCUUUGCAGAUGGGGAAGAACAGAAGGUGGCUCUCAUUGCUGAGGAGGUUACCCGGACACAGAAAGACUGUGAGGAGGAUUUAGCAAAAGCUGAACCUGCCCUUGUUGCUGCUCAGCAAGCGCUGAACACUCUAAAUAAGAAUAAUCUGACAGAAUUGAAGUCCUUCGGCUCACCUCCCUCAGCUGUGACAAAUGUCACAGCAGCCGUGUUGGUGCUGACAGCAGUCGGAGGCAAAGUGCCCAAGGACCGCAGCUGGAAGUCAGCGAAGGUCAUGAUGGCAAAGGUCGACGGGUUCCUCGAUUCCCUCAUCAACUUCAAAAAGGAGAACAUCCACGAGAAUUGCCUUCGAGCCAUUCAGCCAUACCUGCAUGACCCAGAAUUCAAUCCAGACUUCAUUGCGUCCAAGUCUCUUGCUGCUGCUGGCCUUUGUUCCUGGGUUGUCAAUAUUGUGAAAUUUUACGAAGUCUAUUGUGAUGUUGAACCCAAGCGACAAGCUUUGAACAAAGCCAAUGCAGAAUUAGCUGCUGCCCAGGAAAAACUAGCUGUCAUCAAAGCCAAGAUAUCUCAAUUGAAUGCAAACCUAGCUAAACUAACAGCGAAAUUUGAACAGGCGACUGCAGAUAAACUGAAAUGCCAGCAAGAAGCUGAAUCGACUGAACGUACCAUUGCCCUUGCCAAUCGACUGGUUGGUGGCCUGGCCUCAGAAAAUGUACGUUGGGCUGAAGCUGUGCGUAACUUCAAACAACAGGAGAGCAUGCUGUGUGGAGAUGUGCUCCUCAUCACUGCCUUUGUUUCAUAUCUGGGCUAUUUCACAAAGAGGUACAGGCAGGAGCUAAUGGAUGGGAUGUGGAAGCCUUAUCUUGGAGAACUCAAAGUUCCGAUCCCUGUAACGUCUGACUUGGAUCCCUUGACCAUGCUGACAGAUGAUGCUGAUGUUGCGACCUGGCAGAAUGAAGGCCUCCCAGCUGACAGAAUGUCCACGGAGAAUGCAACCAUCUUGACCAACUGUGAGCGCUGGCCACUUGUGAUCGAUCCCCAACUGCAGGGUAUCAAGUGGAUCAAGAACAAGUAUGGAGAGGAUCUCCGAGUCAUCAGGAUCGGCCAGAGAGGGUACUUAGAUAUUAUGGAGAAUGCUCUUGGGGCAGGUGAAGCAGUGCUAAUUGAAAAUUUGGAAGAAUCAGUAGACCCUGUACUGGGUCCUUUAUUGGGUCGAGAAACCAUUAAAAAGGGCAGAUGCAUUAAAAUCGGAGACAAGGAAUGUGAGUACAAUUCAAGUUUCCGGCUCAUUCUUCACACUAAGUUGGCAAACCCUCAUUACCAGCCUGAGAUGCAGGCCCAGUGUACACUUAUUAACUUCACUGUUACAAGAGAUGGCUUGGAAGACCAGCUUCUGGCUGCAGUUGUCAGUAUGGAAAGGCCAGACUUGGAAGAAUUGAAGUCCAACCUCACAAAGCAGCAGAACGGCUUCAAAAUCACCUUGAAAACCUUGGAGGACAACCUGCUUUCCCGCCUUUCCUCUGCUUCUGGAAACUUCCUUGGAGACACGGCCUUGGUAGAAAAUCUGGAGACCACCAAGAGGACAGCAGCCGAGAUUGAAGAGAAGGUUAAAGAGGCCAAAGUAACGGAGCUAAAGAUCAAUGAGGCACGCGAACACUACCGACCUGCAGCAGGACGAGCUUCUCUGUUGUACUUUAUAAUGAAUGACCUCAAUAAAAUCCACCCCAUGUACCAGUUCUCUUUGAAGGCCUUUAGUGUUGUGUUCCAAAUGGCUGUGAACAGAGCGCCAGCUGAUGAAGUCCUCAAGCAGAGAGUGGCCAAUUUGAUUGACAGCAUCACAUUUUCCGUGUUCCAAUACACAACGAGAGGACUGUUUGAAUGUGAUAAACUGACCUAUACAGCUCAGGUUACCUUCCAGAUUCUUCUGAUUAACAAAGAAAUUAACCCAAACGAGCUGGACUUCCUGCUUCGAUAUCCAGCACAGCCAGGGCUCUCAAGUCCCGUGGAUUUCCUUUCCAACCAGUCAUGGGGUGGCAUUAAGGCAUUGUCAACUAUGGAUGAGUUUCGAAACCUUGACCGUGAUAUUGAAGGCUCUGCCAAGCGAUGGAAGAAGUUUGUCGAGUCUGAAUGUCCAGAAAAAGAGAAGUUUCCACAAGAAUGGAAGAACAAAACAACUUUACAGCAACUGUGUAUGAUGAGGGCAUUGCGCCCUGAUCGAAUGACCUAUGCAGUCCGAGAUUUUGUUGAAGAAAAGUUGGGCACCAAGUAUGUUGGAGGAAGGUCAUUGGAUUUUUCAACAUCCUUUGAAGAGUCUGGUCCUGCCAUACCAAUGUUUUUUAUCCUUUCUCCUGGUGUCGAUCCACUCAAGGAUGUAGAAAGACAUGGUAAAAAGCUGGGUUGGACAUUCGAUAAUAAAAACUUCCACAAUGUCUCACUUGGCCAAGGACAGGAGGUGGUAGCUGAACAAGCUCUCGACCUGGCAGCCAAAGAAGGUCACUGGGUUAUUUUACAGAAUAUCCAUCUGGUGGCGAAGUGGCUCAGUAUUCUGGAGAAGAAAAUGGAGCAGCAUAGCGAGGGCAGCCAUGAGAAUUUCCGUGUCUUCAUCAGUGCAGAGCCGGCUCCCUCACCUGAGGGCCACAUCAUCCCUCAGGGGAUCCUGGAGAACUCCAUCAAGAUCACCAAUGAACCACCAACAGGGAUGCAUGCUAACUUGCACAAGGCCUUGGAUAACUUCAGUCAGGACACACUGGAGAUGUGUGCUCGUGAGAAUGAGUUCAAGAGCAUUCUCUUCGCUCUUUGCUAUUUCCAUGCAGUUGUGGCGGAGAGACGCAAAUUUGGGCCUCAGGGUUGGAAUCGUUCUUACCCAUUCAACACAGGCGACCUCACCAUUUCGGUCAAUGUACUGUACAACUACCUGGAGGCAAAUGCAAAGGUCCCCUAUGAUGACCUGCGCUAUCUGUUUGGUGAGAUUAUGUAUGGAGGACACAUCACAGAUGAUUGGGACAGACGGCUAUGCAGAACUUACCUGGAGGAAUUUAUUAAGCUAGAGAUGAUGGAAGGAGAAGUGCUAUUGGCAGCAGGAUUUCCUCUCCCUCCUAACCUGGACUACAAUGGCUAUCAUCAGUACAUUGAUGAUUUGCUUCCACCUGAAUCUCCCUACCUGUAUGGUCUCCACCCAAAUGCAGAGAUUGGGUUCCUGACACUAACCUCAGAGAAGCUCUUCCGUACUGUGCUGGAAAUGCAGCCCAGGGACAGCAGCGGAAGAGAAGGGGGAGCGACCACACGAGAAGAAAAGGUAAAGGCUACUUUGGACGAGGUGAUGGAAAAGUUGCCUGAGGAGUUUAACAUCGCAGAGUUGAUGAGCAAGGCAGAGGAGCGGACUCCCUAUGUUGUCGUGGCUUUUCAGGAGUGUGAGCGAAUGAACAAUCUUACCUCAGAGAUUAAGCGCUCACUUAAGGAGUUGGACUUGGGGUUAAAGGGAGAACUGACCAUGACAAGUGACAUGGAGAACCUUCUAAGUUCCAUCUUCUUUGAUCAAAUACCAGAUUCCUGGAGUAAACGAGCCUAUCCAUCAAUGGCCGGGCUAGCCAACUGGUUUGUUGACCUCCUCGGCCGCAUUAAGGAACUGGAAACUUGGACAUCUGAUUUUGCCAUCCCUUCUGCAGUGUGGCUGGCUGGCUUUUUCAACCCCCAGUCUUUCCUCACGGCCAUCAUGCAGUCCAUGGCUCGGAGGAAUGAAUGGCCUUUAGACAAAAUGUGUCUUCAGUGCGAUGUGACAAAGAAGACUCGUGAGGACUGCAGUGGUCCACCUCGUGAAGGGAGCUACAUACACGGUCUGUUCAUGGAGGGCGCACGCUGGGAUUCUCAGGGUGGAAUUAUUGCUGAUGCACGUUUGAAGGAACUGACGCCAACAAUGCCGGUAAUUUUCAUCAAAGCUAUUCCCGUGGACAAGCAGGAUACUCGCAACUUGUACCCAUGCCCAGUCUAUAAAACCCGCCUUCGAGGCCCGACCUACGUCUGGACAUUCAACCUGAAAACCAAGGAAAAGCCAUCCAAGUGGGUGCUGGCUGGAGUUUCACUGCUUCUGCAGAUCUAAGCAGGACAGUUUGUUCCUUCUUCCCAACACUGACAGGAAAGACUACUCAAUAAUUCACACUUGAAUUUAGAUCUCUCAAUUCAGUAUAAAGAUUAAUAGAUUUUUUUGUGAGCAAUAUUAAUAGAAAUGAUUUAACAGGGUUUAACAGUUCUGUGAAUACUUGGAGCAAAUUUUGCACUUUAGUUGUGAUUUCUCAAUUUGAGUCACAUACGAAUAUAAUUUGUUACUCUCAUAUAUGUGUAACUUAA
This is a messenger RNA of Chiloscyllium plagiosum (whitespotted bambooshark), 13637 nucleotides long. It is a transcript of the gene dnah9, whose product is annotated as dynein, axonemal, heavy chain 9. Gene Ontology annotation, cellular component: dynein complex. Gene Ontology annotation, molecular function: minus-end-directed microtubule motor activity; dynein light intermediate chain binding; dynein intermediate chain binding. Gene Ontology annotation, biological process: microtubule-based movement. The record is from RefSeq and is a predicted model, not a curated record. NCBI's taxonomy places the organism in Eukaryota, Metazoa, Chordata, Chondrichthyes, Orectolobiformes, Hemiscylliidae.